Molecule: messenger RNA, 984 nt
Organism: Rhododendron vialii
Lineage: Eukaryota; Viridiplantae; Streptophyta; Magnoliopsida; Ericales; Ericaceae
Product: 1,4-dihydroxy-2-naphthoyl-CoA thioesterase 1
Exons: 3
Coding region: 277-774 (165 amino acids)
Biological process (GO): phylloquinone biosynthetic process
Cellular component (GO): peroxisome
Molecular function (GO): 1,4-dihydroxy-2-naphthoyl-CoA thioesterase activity
Source: RefSeq, a predicted model, not a curated record
ACAAUUGGGGUAGUUAGAAUAAAAUACUAGUAUACUACUAUAAAGUAGUUGAAUAAUAUUGGGAGGAACAUGGAAAGAUAAAAACUAAAAAGCAUCCCACCAGUCCUCUCACCCACCUACCCCUCUCAAAAUUGGCCAGAACCCAUACUAUGUUGAAUUUAUCAAUGAAAAUCCGUGGAAUUUACGUCUCUUCUCAUCUUAUCUGAAAAUCUAAUCCGAACAAAAGGCUCCUGACGGCAUCAUUCCAGUUGGCGAUCAAGUUUGUUUGGAAUUUGGAUGGAGUACCCACCACCACCGCCGCCGCCAUCAUCAAAUUUGAUAAAGACUGAGAGUGUGGAUGCUACCCUCCAUGCAAUUGGGUUUGAGCUUGAAGACCUGUCGCCGGAGAAGGUCACCGGCCGUCUCCAAGUCACCCCCAAGUGUUGUCAGCCAUUCAAGGUGUUACACGGAGGGGUGUCAGCUCUAAUAGCAGAGGCACUGGCGAGCAUAGGAGCCCAUCUGGCAUCGGGGCUGCAAAGGGUGGCCGGGAUUCACCUCAGCAUCAACCAUCUCAGAACUGCCCAGCUUGGCGACCUUGUCAUCGCCCAAGCCAACCCUAUUAGCGUUGGCAGAACCAUCCAGGUGUGGGAGGUACGACUCUAUAAGGCUGAUCCUUCAAACUUGGAGAGCAAACAUUUGAUAUCAUCAUCAAGGGUCACUCUUCUAUGCAACAUGCCUGUGCCAGAGCAUGCCAAAGAGGCUGGUGAAAAUCUCAAGAAGUACGCUAAAUUAUGAUAAUGGAUCUGUGUUUUUUUAGCACUUUCUGGAACAACAGUAUAUCAAGAUGCAUGUACCCUCAUUUAGCACUCAAAGGUUGUCUCAAGGAUCAGUCGCUGUUGUAGGCUUCUUGAUUUUGUGAUCAAUCCUUACAGUAGUACUACAAACUGCUCCCAAAAGUUAAUUACACUAUAUAAUUCUGGUAGUAAAAGUUUCUUAUCUUCUAAA